GGCUUAAGCAUUCAAUGCUUUUUAAUAUUGUUAAUCAAGGCAAUUGGAUCCCUGAUGAAUUACAUACUAUGUUACGUAUAUUAGACAUUUUAUUACAAUAUGCUUUUUAUGAACUUUCAGCAAAUCGAAAAAAUUUUGCAAAAACAAUAAGCAAAUUAAUAAUUGCUGAAAUGAGUCAAAUUGACCCUGACAAACUUAAAAUACUACAAAAUUUUCAAAUAUCCAAAUUUUUUAAUUUGAAUAGAGGAAAAGAAAUAGAACGUCUUUGGCGUGAAUUUUACAGACUUUAUAAUAUAAUAUGUCAACAAAAUUUAACUGAUAUAGAAAUUGAUAAAUUCGGAAAUGAUGCAAAACAAUGGAUCAAAGAUUUUAGCCGUCCUACAAUUGGAAAAUUUAAUUCACCAAAUCAGCAACAAGGAAUGUAUUCAAAAAAAAAUGUAAUACCAUAUAUGCAUAUGUUAGCUCAACAUAUGCCUAAGUUUAUGCGCAAUUUGAAAAACAAAGGAUUGUUAUUACGUUUAUUUUCAACUUCAAGUCUCAAAAAAAAAAAAAUCAUGAACAUGUAA
Messenger RNA from Racocetra persica, 566 nucleotides. The record is from the annotation of a GenBank genome assembly. Lineage: Eukaryota; Fungi; Glomeromycota; Glomeromycetes; Diversisporales; Gigasporaceae.